Messenger RNA from Lagopus leucura (white-tailed ptarmigan), 3222 nucleotides. RefSeq names its product poly(U)-binding-splicing factor PUF60. The transcript is spliced from 7 exons. The coding region runs from base 71 to 910 and encodes 279 amino acids. The record is from RefSeq and is a predicted model, not a curated record. Lineage: Eukaryota; Metazoa; Chordata; Aves; Galliformes; Phasianidae. Gene Ontology annotation, molecular function: RNA binding. Gene Ontology annotation, cellular component: precatalytic spliceosome; catalytic step 2 spliceosome. Gene Ontology annotation, biological process: alternative mRNA splicing, via spliceosome; regulation of alternative mRNA splicing, via spliceosome; mRNA splice site recognition.
AGUUACCCCUCUGCGCUCUCCUGAAGGUUCUCGCGAGAGUUUCGUGCCGAUCGCCGACGGGGUGGACAAGAUGGCGGCCACAACGACCAUCUCCUUGGGUACGGAGUCCAUUAAGAUGGAAAAUGGUCAAAGCACAGCAGCCAAACUGGGGCUCCCCCCCCUCACACCCGAGCAGCAGGAGGCCCUCCAGAAGGUUACCGAAGCACGCGUCUCAAAGCCACGGUUUAGAGCCUACUGUUCCCUGGCACCUCCCAAACACGUGCAGCCAUGGACAGCAGAACCUCUUUGUCCAGAUGUUCUGAGUGGAAAGGAUUUGAAGGAGGCAAUCUGUGCUGCCCUCAUCCCAGCAGGCAAAGAAGUAUGCGAUGGAGCAGAGCAUCAAGAGUGUGCUGGUGAAGCAAACCAUCGCCCACCAGCAACAACAGCUAACCAACCUGCAGAUGGCAGCAGUGACAAUGGGCUUUGGAGAUCCUCUCUCACCUUUACAAUCGACGUGUUGGACAGUGGCCGCUGCAGAAAGUGUCCCAUAAGCUCCACUCUGCAUGCAAAAGUUCAUUUGCAAGUAUUUGCCAUCGUGUUGGAACGUAACGUUUCUGUUUGGAGUCAAAUGCAUCUGGUGGCCUGUCCUGCAAAGCGUAAACCAAAAGUAAAACUGCCCGUUUCCCCUCCUGUAAUGCUGUCGUGGGAGGUAGCGUGUCAGCAGGGCAGCCUAGAUGGAACUGAUGGAUGUGUGGAAUGGAACAGGAGCAGGUAUCUCAAUGUGGAUUCUGCACAGGCGGUUUCUGAGCCCCCUGUGCCCAAGAAACCUUUACCAGUUAACGUAGAUGCUUACUUACAGCUUGAAGCCCACCGAUUUUUGCUUAAAUUGUAUAGCUCAUUAACAGAUGGGCAGCAGACGAAAAGUACGUAGCGACGGCGUGGCAGGAAAUGACUGAUUUCUCAUGAGGGGCAGAGUUGGCAUUACGAAUCCUUUCCCUCAGACUGCGGGCACUUGGAGAGAGUGCUGCUGGAGGGGCAGAACCUGGAGGCAGGAGCCUGAAUCGCUGCCUUUGGGCGCGCUCUGCCCAGCAGCUGCCCCUCAGGAAUGUAGGAAAUGCAGACUGGCUGCGUCCAACACGUCCUGUGGGUGAGAUUCCUCAUUUCCUACGUGAAGGAAAUACAGCCUGAGCUUCCUAUUGGGAUAUCUUAGUGCCUGUCACUAAAGCUUCCUGUCUACUUAAUCCUCCAAGCGUUACAGCUCGAGGUUUCAAUUUUGCAUCAGCAAGAUGAGCACAAUUUCCUGGCGUUGUUGUGUUAAAACUGAGGCUGGUGGUGAUGGUUUUGCAUCGCCUCCUGCCCUUAAAAGCAGCAUUCCGAGGUGAUGUUUUGGCUUCUCCUUAAAAUCACCUUCAUAAACACUUCCCAACAUUACACUGAUACAAAGAUUAACCGGUGCCCGUGAGAGGAGGAUUGCGGGUACCUGAAGCUCCGUUUGGAGAUGGAGCAAGAGGAUCAGUGGCCAGCAAAAACAACUUGAUGUAGUCAGUGAAAGCCAAUGCAUUUCUGCCCAUGAGUUUCAGACACACAGGUGUACAUUACAUCCUUCCCCCAAAUCGGUGCUGCUGAACCGUGUCAGUGACCCGCGUGUGCCUGCAGCCAUCAUAUCUGUCCAAAAUUCUGCCUUUGUCAGUCCUGUUUGCCAAUGUGUUCCAGAUGUAACAGCCCUGACGUGGCCCGACCUGUUUCAGAAUCCGUGCAGCAGUGCAAGAUGUGCAUCCUCUCCUAAAGGUUGCUGCCGUGGGAGGAGGCAGAGGCCACAUUUCUUGCCACUGUUGCACCGAGAACUGAAAAGAAGGGAGCCCGUUGAUUUUCAACCCAGUCUUCAGAAGGUGGCGUUUGCCUCUGCCUGGAGCGGGGCUGCAGUGUCUUGUCUGAGAGCACCCUGCAUUUGUCUCACAGUCAGUGUCAGUGUGGUGAGGCACUUUGCUCAGGCACGGGGUCGGAAUGGUGGUGGCUCUGAACUGAUGAAUGGAUGCAGCACACGCACUGAGGGUCUGCUGGGCACUGGCUUUCGUGCACCAAAGCUGGGAAGGUGGUGGAGAACCUGGGAGACGACACGUCCGCUGUCGUGCUCGUGCCCUGGUCCUCCCAGCCACAGCACUGCAGAGCUGCUGACAAACGGCUGGUUUUUAAUUGUGUGAAAUACUUAAACCCAACCAAGAGGCAAGUUUAAUAUCGCUUCAGGAGCGGCCGUACGGGGUGAGAACCGUUCCUGUUUAUAGCAUCCCUGUUUUGUGCAGCGGUAGGAGUUGAACCUUCACCGCUUGUUUCCUCCUAUGGUCAGGGAGAAGAAUUCCUUCAGGUACGGUUCAUGUCUACAGUCCCACGAUUGUCAAAGUUGGAACACUGCCCUUGUGCUCUGCCAUGCGAGCCGUGGCGUCCCCAGACACGUCAGAGCUCAUUGUGCUCAUGCUUGUUACAGCAUUCUGAAAGAGGGUCACUCAUCCAGGCCUCGAUUGCAGACCCCUUCACCACCAGUGGUGGGGGUGACGUGGAUGUCCAGCACUGCCCGCCUUUGAGCCAGGAAUCGUGGUGCUGGGAAGGGAGAGGCAUCGAGCUUAACGCUGCCUGCUCUGCUCCAGCCUGUGGGCCUUCCUGCCCCGCAUUUGUCCCAUGUGUUCCACGUAGAACAGCAGCACGGCCCUGUGCACACCUCCAACACACGAACUCAGUCCUGCUGGUUGUAGGGAGCUGCCUCUCCAGAGACUGCCCUUCUGCCUUGGUCCCAAGACGUGCUCGUAGGACGUGCUGGCCAAAGCUGUGACUUUAGUAGGCAGCGUCUUCCUAAAAUAAUGUUAAUUGGUAUUAGCCAUUCUAGCAUUGCAAUGUGGGUGAAAAAUAAUUGAAGGAUACUGCUUGAUUGGAUACCUGCUUUAAGAAAUGUCUGGAUUUGUCUUGUAAACAGGUUUUCAGGCAUACUUAGGAGAAAGUAGCACAGAGACCUUCUCUGCACCGAAACUGAUAAGGGCGGAGCCUUGGGGGGCUGCACCACUAUCUGAGCCAGUAACGACAGGCAGUGAUAAGUACUAGCACCACACACUUAACUAAGAAGUUUCGUUUAACUUUUUUAUUUUCUUUUGUUGUUUUUUUUUUCUUUUCUUUUUUUCCUUUAGCUUUUGUUUUGUUUUCCUUUUGCAAUGUGCGGUGGAAGUGGUGCCUAGUACUGGAUCUCAUACUGCCUGG